Molecule: messenger RNA, 1147 nt
Organism: Carya illinoinensis
Lineage: Eukaryota; Viridiplantae; Streptophyta; Magnoliopsida; Fagales; Juglandaceae
Exons: 2
Coding region: 481-1062 (193 amino acids)
Source: RefSeq, a predicted model, not a curated record
AGCAGUGGUGUCGGCAGUCUUCCAGCUACGGCCUACCUCUCAAUUAUGAUCUCUUUUAUACCUAGCCUUCGUGCAAAAGAGAAAAAAAAUUAGACAGUAGCCCUGUAUUAAUAAAGAAAACUUCCUGACCAUUUUCUAAGUUUCGAAGUUUUUACUCAUGACAAUAUAAAUAUAUCAGUGGCCAUUAGUGAUCAUUAUACGUAAAUCGCCGGUUCAGUUUUUCCUUUAUAUUCAACGUUUAUGAGAGUGAGAGAGAGAGAGAGAGGGGAAAUAGGUCAUGCCUCAAGGCAGACAUUACAAAUGAUGUUCGUAAAACCUCGAGGAACCUCAUCAAUGGUUUCAAACAGAAAUCUUUUUUCCUAAAUAAAACCCACCCAAUUCUACUUUCCUUUCAAAAACUUCCUUCAGGUACAAUGCUCUAUACAUUACGCACAUUUGAUUUCUGAUAUUAGUCACUCUUCUGACAGCAAGAUAGAUCAGAUGUUGGAUCCAGUAAACGACAUGAUGCCUCCACCCUCAUCUCCCUCCAUCUCCUCCGUUUCUUCCUCCGAUCUUGACACCGAGUCUACAGGGUCUUUUUUUCAUGAUAGAAGCACAACUCUGGGGACUCUGAUGGGCGUCAGCUUCCCUUCCAUUGCCUUCAGAGCUCCAUCUCAGCACAGGGACCCCCACGCGUCCGCGUCGGUGUCCGUUUCCACCGUGUCCCGGAAGACCAAGAAGGCCUGGAAGAACAAGAGCAAUGCACAGCCGCCUUUUGCGAUGGUGGAGCGUCGGCGGAAAUGGUGGCAGAUUUGCAGGGACGACGAGGCGGUGCCGGCCUCGCUUGGAGAGUUUCUCGAGGUGGAAAGGAGGUUCGGUGAUGGCGCGUUCUUCGGUGCCGCGGCGGAACUCGAAGGCGUGGAGGUGGUGCAGCAGCAUCAGAGGAACGGACACAUGUUGUUUGCCGACGGAAGGGUACUUCCACCGGCCGCGGCGGACGGUGAUGAUGGAUCAUCGACGGCUGGGGCUCUUUGUAGAUUCCCGGUUUCACUCACCGGGAUCUGUAGUGGCGGUGUAGGAUAAAAGUAUAAAACUUCCAUUUUUCUCUUUUAUGGAGGGAUUCUUAAUUGGAAUUAUUAACGAUUUAAUAUAAUCUUUUGUUCGUGCA